AUGUUGGCUUUUCAUUCUUUAACUUCUGGUUGCGAUACCUUUUCCACAUUUUGUGGUAUUGAUGAUGAAUGUCAUGCUGUGUUGCAGCGAUUUGUUAUUCUACUUUAUGAUCGAGCAUCAGAUUUUCAGAACAUCAAUGACUGCAGAAGAGUGUUGUUUACAAGAAAGAAUCGAGCGAUCGAAAACAUUCCUCCUACAGCAGAUGCUUUAGCACAACAUAUUAAACGUGCUACUCUUCAAGCAAGCAUCUGGAACAACAGCCUCGAUUCACAAUACGUAAUUCCUUCCCCAACCAAUUGGGGAUGGACUGUGACUUCGGAUGGAUCAUACCGAUCUGUGUGGACAAUAACUCCGGAAGUGGCAAAACACUGUGUACAACUUACCACUUGUACUUGCCGCAAGAGAUGCACAUCUUGUAAAUGUAUUAAAAUGGAAAUACGAUGUAAAAAAUUUAGUGUAUGUGAAGGACAGUGCUCCGACAGUGAUCGGUAA
Phaedon cochleariae (mustard beetle) is the source of this 492-nucleotide messenger RNA. The record is from the annotation of a GenBank genome assembly. Lineage: Eukaryota; Metazoa; Arthropoda; Insecta; Coleoptera; Chrysomelidae.